Molecule: messenger RNA, 1137 nt
Organism: Colletotrichum orchidophilum
Lineage: Eukaryota; Fungi; Ascomycota; Sordariomycetes; Glomerellales; Glomerellaceae
Product: methyltransferase domain-containing protein
Exons: 2
Coding region: 1-1137 (378 amino acids)
Molecular function (GO): methyltransferase activity
Source: RefSeq, a predicted model, not a curated record
AUGACGGAUGCUACAGCAGGAGGAGAAGCCGGCCAACCCGCCCAGUCACCGUCGCCCCCGCCCCCGCCGGAACACCGCUCGCAGUCAGGAUCAGGUGGACAGCAGACGCCUCAAGAUUUGCAAGCCGAGAACGUGGUCGAGCCCGACACGGAGGACGACGGCGCGUCUUCGCGGGCGGGGGACGGGGUGUGGGACGAAGGGUUUGACGGCAGCAGCAUCGGCAACCACUCGGCGUCGACGUCGCUGUCCAACAGCGUGCGCGACUAUGUCUUUGAGAACACGCGGCGGUAUCACAAGUACAAGGAGGGUCGGUAUCUGAUGCCUAACGACGAGCCGGAGCAGGAGCGCGAGGACAUGAAGCACGCCAUGUGCGUCAAUGUCAUGGAUGGGAGGCUGCAUUGCGCGCCGUUGGAGAACCCGCAGAAGAUUAUUGAUAUCGGAACGGGGACGGGGAUCUGGGCUAUCGAUAUGGGUGACGAGUACCCAGAAGCAGAUAUAUCCGGCAUCGACCUGAGCCCCAUCCAGCCAACUUGGGUGCCCCCCAACGUCCGCUUCGUCGUCGACGACGCAGAGGCCGACUGGGUCUGGCCGCCAGCCUCCCUCGACUUCGUUCAUGCGCGCCACAUGUGCAUGGCCGUCAAGAACUGGCCGCGCAUGCUCUCCCAGGCCCACGACGCGCUGCGACCAGGCGGCUGGAUCGAGCUGCAGGAGCUGCGGUUCGUCCUGCAGUGCGACGACGGGACGAUGCCGGGACCUGAGCAGUACGGGUACGGCAAGUUUGUAGACCUGUGCAUGUCCGGGUUUCGGAGCUUCGGCAUCAACCCGCUGGCGAUGGAGAGCAACGCGGAGAUGCUCCGUGCGAGCGGGUUCGACGAUGUCGUGGAGAAGGUGUGGAAGGUGCCUAUUGGGACGUGGCCGCGGGACCAGAAGCUCAAGACGAUUGGGUUGUAUAACCGCAGCAUGCUCAUCGACGCGCUGCAGGCUGUGAGUAUGGCGCCGUUGACGAGGGGGCUCAAGUGGAGUGCGUCCGAGGUGGAGGUGUUCCUGAUCGACGUGCGCAAGAGUUUGAUGAAUGCGUCGAUACACUCGUAUCUGACCUUCCAUGUGGUGUAUGGGCAGAAGCCUCACAAGAGCUAG